CAAAAGAGUGCGAAAGCAAAACAGUUCAUGGAAUUCAUGCAAAAUGAAGAGAAGAUGGAAGCUGUUGCAUUUUUGGCUGAUAUAACAUCUCAUCUCAAUGACCUAAAUCUCAAGCUACAGGGCAAGAACAACACAGUGUGUGAGCUGAUGUCAGCAGUGCGUGCUUUCCAGAGGAAACUGGAGGUUUUCAAAAGUGACCUACAGGAGGGACUGCUCCACUUCCCCACACUUUUGGAACAGACCAAAGGAGAAAAUCGUCCUCAGAAUCAUGUUGCAUUCCUGGAGAAGCUGAUUGAAAACUUCAAAAUUCGCUUUGAUGACUUCAGAUUAGGAAAACAAGUCCUACUGUUCAUUGAAAACCCAUUCCUGGUCAGAAAUGUCAGAGAAUUCUCUGCAGAAGCACAACAAAUCUUCCCAUGGGCCAGUGCUGCUUCUCUGCAAAGUGAGUUGAUUGACCUCCAGGAAAACCUUGCACUGAAAGAGGCUGACUGUGACACUCCCAACUUCUGGACAAAGAUGGUCACUGCAGCUAAUUUCCCUCUCCUGCAUAAGAUGGCACUUCACAUUCUCACAAUGUUUGGCUCAACCUACAGGUGUGAGUCUGCAUUCUCAACAAUGAACAUGGUGAAGAACAAGUACCGCAGCCGACUCACCAAUGAACACUUGCAUCAGUGUGUCCGCCUGGCCAUCACGCCUUUUGUGCCAAAGUUCAAAGUCUUGGCAACAGACCAAAGGUGCCACUUCUCUCAUUAAGCAACAG
Molecule: messenger RNA, 760 nt
Organism: Gymnodraco acuticeps
Lineage: Eukaryota; Metazoa; Chordata; Actinopteri; Perciformes; Bathydraconidae
Product: general transcription factor II-I repeat domain-containing protein 2-like
Exons: 2
Coding region: 28-753 (241 amino acids)
Molecular function (GO): protein dimerization activity
Source: RefSeq, a predicted model, not a curated record